AUGAGCUGCCAAACUGAAGAAAUCGCAAGCAACACCCAGGCCGGGUGGACAGGAUCUUUCUAAAUGUGUUGUCCUCUGUGUCGGGUGCUGCUCAUUGCGCUUUUACCGCUGCUGUAUGGUGAGCUACACCAAGUCAACCUGUUCUGUGCCGAGCAACGCGUGUAUUCAGGGAAGGAAACGUGCUUUUCGCGAUGACAUUACGAAUAGAACAAGCGGGCAAAAGUCGGGGUUCCUUGUCACCGUUCCCUGGAAAAUUUCACUACUUUUCCAAAGCGUUACAUAAGAACCACCCUUUGAGUAUCCGGUUACGUCCCCAGUCUUGGUUGGGGUCUCCGGAUUCUCACCUAAUCGGGCGCUCGUUUCCCAGGCGCGAUGAGCUUGCGGUGGUGCUGGACACUGUCGUUCUUGAGUGCACUACGCGCCCUGGCUCCUCCUUUAGGCUGCCUCUGCGGUUCGUUUACGGGACAUGAACGGGGAGUUCACAAGCGGACGAUGAUGAGAAAAGAGUGACGAAUGUGUACGCACACAACAGCAGUAGCGCGUCCAGGACCACCAAUGGAGUCAGUACACGGUUGUUGCCAAGGAUGGUUCCAAAUGUUUGAUUACCACAGAUGCCGGAUGUCUUCAGGAUGACAAUGCUGCAGCUGUGCUAAACCUACAAGCUGGUUUUAGAGCAGAAUAUGCUGAAGCCUUGAAUGACCUCUCUUUCUUUGAAUCGCUCAUAGACGCCAUAGAAUCUUACAUUGGCGAUUUAUGUCAUGAACUCAAAGUGCCACGCGAUGACAUUGAGGAAUGGGAGGAUAUUUUGUACGACGCGAUAGAACAAAAAGUGACUGACGCGGACAAGAGGGAGGAUGCUAAGCCUCUUACGGGCCACAUAGAUUUUGCUGCAGCUAGGACAUCUUUUCAACAAUUGCACAAGAAGGUGGUGUUUACGAGAGUCGACAAAGCGGCCAACUGCAUCUGUAUCACUUGCAAGGCGUGCUAUAUUAGGCUAGCCAAAGCAGAACUUGAAGGACCGUGGUAUAGGACAGUACACGGAGAGUUGGAGCUGGUGAAACAGACGACCAUUGACCGACAACACAAGUUUUUGCUAGAUGAAAAGUUGCCCAUCCCACAGCAGCAGUACAAAGACGAGGAUGGUGACACUCAGUAUGAAAACACUGAGAAGUUACCCACACGAUACCUCACUGCUAAACUACAUAAGCCGUUGGUAGCGACACGUGGAAUUACGGCUUGUUGUGGUACGAUCACAGAAGGGGUGGCCAAGGUAGUCAACGCAGUCCUGGUUGGUAUCCGGCCUUGUUUACACACGAUCUGGCGUGAAGAAUGCGCAAAAGUUGGUAUUGCUGCCAAGGAAUGUUGGAUUACCUCUAGCGGGGAAAGUCUUCUAGAAGUAGCACAGGAUAUCGAUAUUCGAGCACAAAUGGAGGGAUGUACUGAUGCGCAUGUCUUCCAAACAUUUGACUUCGUUGGUAUGUACCCUAAUAUCCCUGUAGUACCAUUGAAGGAAAAAUUGAGGGAAGCUUUGAAAUUGUCGUUUGAACACCAAGCUGAGAGACAUGGGUUUAAGUCGAUGAAGUUGAGAUGGGGUAUUGGGCCUGAUAAUAAGACACCAUUUGUUAGAGACAUCGAGUGGUCGAAGGAAAACCCGAGCAACGUAACAUCUAGCAGAAGUCGAACGAAUUACAUUGGAUGGGAACGGGUCUGUAAAUGGAUAGAUUUUAUUUUGGAUGAAGGAUUUGUACAAUUUGGUAACGGCAUGUACCAACAAGCCUCUGGUAUCUUUAUGGGAACGGCACCAGCUCCCGAACUAGCGAAUAUUUUUGCGUUUAUGCAUGAAUUCGAUUUUUUGAAGGAAAUGGUGGAUGAGUAUUUAACUGCUACACACGCUGGGACUACAUCGUUGUAUCCAUUUGAAUUUAUUGAGCAGUACAGCAUUGGUACAAAACGGUAUAUAGAUGACAUUUUUACGGUGCGAUAUGGUAACCAGACUGGACCAACAUUUGAAGAUAUUAUAUAUAAGGAGGGUAAUCAAUAUGGUGGUAUGUACCCAACGAUGGUGUUAGAUUCGAAUGGUGAUGAGAUAGACAACCCCGUUCGCGUUACCCAAGAACAGUGUGGGGAAUCAGCACACUUUCUGGAUAUGCAAAUAGGGCAAGACAUUCCUGGUAAGACUUGUAUCGGUAUGUAUAAUAAGCGCCAACAUAUGGCUACGCUGAAGCAAUAUCGGGCAUUCCCACAUUGGGAAACAGUGUUAUCUACUAGGUGUAAGAUGUCGACGUUACACUGUCAAAUGUGCCGAUUUGCUAUUAGAUGUACUGACAUUCGAUUUUUCCAAGCUGCCACAGCCAGAUUGAUAGCUGACAUGCUUGCACGUUUCUAUUCUAGUCGACUUAUACGUAAUACUUUACACAAUUUCAUGUAUACCUUUUUUCGUACCUCGCCAGUGACUGCAAACAUCGUGGGUGUAAAUGCACCUAUGGUGCGUAAUUCAUACUGGAAGAAAGUGGAGUUGGGUAUUUGGAAUCGAGUAGAUACGAAUGAAUUUUUGGUAGAUUAGCCUGCGUGCGAUUAUCUUUUCCUUUAUUGGUUAGUGUCCCGUUUCUUUGUUGAGCAAUUCCUGGAGUAGUGUUGUUGUGUUAUGUUCAAAUAUCGUUACAUGUCUAUGUGCAAAAUAAGAACGCCUGUAUAUAAAUAAUGACAUAAAAAUCAUGUUCAAAUUGCUUCUAGCGCUACCAAAAUUGUACACGCAUACUUUUGUAGGAACCUGAUAGCUUAUAGCGAUGCGAAAAUCUGUGGGUAACCGCAUAUUUAACCGUCGAAACCGCAAGGGGGAACACUGAAAAUGAAACGUGUCCCUUGCAAUUAGGAUAAUCAAUUUCUGUACACCUUUCUCAAAAAUUCCCAUACACCCAGGUACGAGCAAACUUUUUUGUGUGUGGUCGAAGAUGGACUGCGCCUCUGCACAAGCCCAACAUGCCACCAUGCACAACAUACUACUGCUGCCGUUCACCUGUCGCCGUCCUUCCACGUCUACCUGUCCAUGACACAUGCUGCCACUUGAUGCGGCAACAUCUGGGAACAACACGGACACAGGGAGUACCCCCGUACCCAUACGCACAACCUCUCAUUCCUCCCUUGUCAAACACAAAUGAUGCAACAUGCAUGAAAUGAUGAACUCUGUCUAGACUAUAUUUACAAGUAUGGUCCACGCUGCCUACAAAUGGGAGAGGUAGCCAUACCUCCUACCUACACACGGACGAGAGAGGUGAACACACCCACUGCAUUUAACACACACCCACAUGUCGGUUAUGAAACCUCAUCAACCACACGCGUCUAUCGGCGACCACGUCAUCAGGAGGCAAUGAUGAGAAAUGUUCUCCCGUGCCCUUCUCACAUUUAACGACAUGAAAUUCCACAACAUAACAUAAUGAGACACACAAGACAGCUACCAAACUGAUCUUUUGAGCCUGUCACCCGAGAGUUGUCCCUAUAUGCUGUCUAGGAAAUCGUAGACAUACAGGUAGUUUUCUCUGACCCUAUGAUUCCAUUGUUAAUCUGUCUCUGACUCUUUUCUAUGAUGGAGAUGGCACAUCAGCCGCACAUACUCCGCACAUAUGCAUACCAAACUGAGAAUAUGUUUGUAAACUGAUGGAGAUUGCAUGUGUUAGAACUAAUAGGGUGCGACACACAAAACGCCCGACUACCCAACAGUACCUAACACCUUUCGUCUGCACCUUCCCAACAUAACAUAUAUGAGACACACAAGACAGCUACCAAACUGAUUUGUUGAGCCUGUUACCCCAGGGGAGAUGUCCCUAUAUGCU
This is a messenger RNA of Ectocarpus sp. CCAP 1310/34, 3830 nucleotides long. The record is from the annotation of a GenBank genome assembly. NCBI's taxonomy places the organism in Eukaryota, Phaeophyceae, Ectocarpales, Ectocarpaceae.